AUGGCUUCGGCCGCAGAGACUGAUGCAAUGCCCUCUGCAGUUCCUGCAUCUCCCAGGACUCAUCCUGCAUGGACUUCCAAAGCACAUCGAAGGCCUCAGCUGCAAGGUCCCAGCAGAACACCGAGAUUUUAUCCUGUUGUCAAAGAACCAAGAGCCAUCGAUGGAAAGAGUCCAUGAAAGAGGAAGACGAGCCGCAGCAACAGCCCCCCUCUAGAGUGUCACGUUGGGUGGGUGAUGGAUUCCCGGAACCAUGGGCCAAGACCACCCUCUGUCAGCUCCAAUGCUUCACCUUCGGAAGGUGCACCACUCCCAGGAGGCUGCAGCUGCACGCCUCACUCGUUCCCAAAGUUCCAGCAUCCUUCUCAUGAACUGCUGAAGGAAAACGGUUUCACCCAGCAAAUGUACCACAAGUAUCGCCGAAGGUGUUUAAGUGAGAGAAAACGCCUAGGCAUUGGACAGUCACAGGAAAUGAACACCCUCUUUCGUUUCUGGUCCUUCUUCCUCAGAGACCACUUCAACAGGAAAAUGUACGAGGAAUUUAGACAACUUGCUUGGGAAGACGCAAAAGAGAAUUACAGGUAUGGGUUAGAGUGUCUUUUCAGGUUUUAUAGUUAUGGACUGGAAAAAAAAUUCAGACAAGAAAUUUUUAAAGAUUUUCAAGAGGAAACCAAAAAAGACUACGAAUCUGGCCAGCUAUAUGGACUGGAAAAAUUUUGGGCCUAUUUGAAGUAUUCUCAAUCUAAGACACAGUCUGUCGACCCAAAACUUCAGGAGUACCUCUGUAGUUUUAAGAAGUUAGAAGACUUCCGUGUUGAUCCCCCCAUUAGUGAGGAAUUUGGAAGAAAAAGACAUUCAUCUACUCCUGGGGAAGAGAGUACUCGGCACAGACUUCCGGCGCUCUCCGCCACACCGCCACCACCUGCUGCUCUGCCUGCCUCUGCCGGUGACCUGCCAGAGAAACCUCUGGCUUCCAGGGACAACUCACCGUGACAGCGCGGCCUCGGCCUCCGUGGGGGGAGUAGACCUCACACAAAAGCCGCGUGUCCUUGAAAUCAGCAUUAGCAUCUCCUGAUGUUUAAUUGUGAUAAUCAGAAAACAAAAAGGAAGAAAAAUGGUUGUCUGUUUUUCUGGCAAGAUGAAUUCCACAAACAAGGUCUGAUUGACCUUAGGAGAUCCUGUAGUCCUGCACCUUGGCCUCCUGUCUUCUGGAAGGCCAUUGUUUACAAAAUCCCUUUAGUACAUUUCAGGCACGCACAAGGACCAGCUGACAGUCCAGCUCCUCCUUAC
Messenger RNA from Microtus oregoni (creeping vole), 1287 nucleotides. Its product is annotated as la-related protein 1B-like. Gene Ontology annotation, biological process: mRNA stabilization. The transcript has 7 exons. The record is from RefSeq and is a predicted model, not a curated record. NCBI's taxonomy places the organism in Eukaryota, Metazoa, Chordata, Mammalia, Rodentia, Cricetidae. Gene Ontology annotation, molecular function: RNA cap binding.